This is a messenger RNA of Cheilinus undulatus (humphead wrasse), 2058 nucleotides long. It is a transcript of the gene slc7a8b, whose product is annotated as solute carrier family 7 member 8b. The record is from RefSeq and is a predicted model, not a curated record. Gene Ontology annotation, cellular component: membrane. NCBI's taxonomy places the organism in Eukaryota, Metazoa, Chordata, Actinopteri, Labriformes, Labridae. The coding region runs from base 201 to 1772 and encodes 523 amino acids. The transcript is spliced from 12 exons. Gene Ontology annotation, molecular function: L-amino acid transmembrane transporter activity; neutral L-amino acid transmembrane transporter activity. Gene Ontology annotation, biological process: amino acid transmembrane transport; neutral amino acid transport.
UCGAGGCUGUCAGCUGAAAGUCUUUUGUUAGACCUCCUCGCUCCUCUUCACCGACAGACGACAACAAGAACGCCGAACAUGAAGUCUGUCACUUAACACGGAGCUUUCAGGCGUUUUCGCAGGCACUACUGCUGCUGUGGAGGGUAGAUAACCCCCAGGUAACAGGACCCUAAGGGGGACACACUGGCCAGGUGUUGAGGAUGACGAAGGUGCCGAGGAAGAGGAGUAGCACCAGCGGUGGUGGGGGUCAGCCAGAGCCCUCAGACCCUCAGUCUGGUGAGGGGAAGGAUGCAGGAGACUCCGGGGUGGCUCUGAAGAAACAGAUCGGCUUAGUCAGCGCCUGUGGAAUUAUAAUCGGCAACAUCAUUGGAUCGGGGAUUUUUGUGAGUCCAAAGGGGGUCCUGGGGAAUGCCAGCUCAGUGGGUGUAGCCAUCAUUGUCUGGGUAACUACAGGAGCUAUCACAGCCAUUGGAGCCCUCUGCUAUGCAGAGUUGGGCGUCACUAUCCCAAAGUCAGGAGGAGACUACUCGUAUGUGAAGGACAUCUUUGGAGGUCUGGCUGGAUUUCUGCGGCUGUGGAUUGCACUGUUGGUUAUCUACCCGACUAACCAGGCUGUGAUCGCUCUCACCUUCUCCAACUACAUCUUGCAGCCCCUCUUCCCCUCCUGCCUCCCCCCUGAGAGCAGCCUGCGCCUGCUGGCUGCUGUCUGCCUGCUGCUGCUGACGUGGGUGAACUGCUACAGUGUGCGUUGGGCGACAUGUGUCCAAGAUGUUUUCACUGCAGGAAAGCUUUUAGCCCUGGGCCUUAUCAUCAUCAUGGGUGUCGUCCAAAUAUGCAAGGGCCACUAUUACUGGUUGGAGCCCGUCCACGCCUUUGAGACCUUCAGGGACUAUGAAGUUGGUCUGAUCGCUCUGUCUUUCCUACAAGGCUCCUUCGCUUAUGGGGGCUGGAACUUCCUCAACUACGUCACAGAGGAGUUGGUUGAUCCUUACAGGAAUUUACCUCGUGCGAUCUUCAUCUCCAUCCCUGUGGUCACCUUUGUUUAUGUGUUUGCCAACGUGGCCUAUGUCACCGCCAUGAGCCCACAGGAGCUCCUGGCCUCCAAUGCUGUGGCAGUGACAUUUGGAGAGAAAUUGCUAGGAGUAAUGUCAUGGAUCAUGCCCAUCUCUGUGGCUCUCUCUACGUUCGGGGGGGUCAAUGGCUCCCUCUUCACGUCAUCGCGGCUGUUUUUUGCCGGGGCGAGGGAAGGUCAUCUCCCACGUCUGUUGGCUAUGAUUCAUGUUAAGCGCUGCACUCCCAUCCCAGCCUUACUGUUUACUUUGAUCUCCACUCUCCUGAUGUUGUGCACCAGUGACAUUUACACCCUCAUAAACUAUGUGGGUUUCAUCAACUACCUCUUCUACGGCGUCACUGUCGCUGGGCAGAUUGUGCUGCGCAUCAAAGAGCCCAACAUGUAUCGACCAAUCAAGGUGAGCCUGGUUUGGCCAGUGAUCUACCUGCUGUUCUGGGCCUUCCUGCUCAUCUUUUCUCUCUACUCCGAGCCUGUUGUCUGUGGUAUCGGUCUGGCUAUCAUGAUGACCGGCGUCCCUGUUUAUUAUCUGGGAGUCUACUGGGAAAAAAAGCCACAGUGUUUUGAUGUCACUCUUGGUAAAAUGACUCAUCUGUGCCAAAAGCUCUGCUCAGUGGUCUACCCAGUCAUGGAGGAGAACCAGGAGCCUACGUCACAUCCAAAGGUGGACAGAGAUGGAGAAGAGGGGAAAAAUCCUGAUUGAACAUGUGCAACAAGGCUAACAGAGGAGUAGAAAAGACAGGCAUUGACUCAGACAUUCACUGCUCAUCACUAUUAGACUUAUGGCCUUUGUCCCAAAUGCAUUUUUACAGCGUCAAGUCUGGGGGAGGGGGUAGUAUCACUGGACUGUUACAAUAUUUCCCACUUGUUUAUCUGCACUGUUUGAGUCUUGAUGGCAGUUGGUAUUUUAAAUGUCCAUGUUGUUAUAUUGUUCAAGCUGUUUAUAAUAUUACCUCACUAUAAUAACACUAAAAUGAUUUCUGUUCUGA